Clunio marinus is the source of this 213-nucleotide messenger RNA. NCBI's taxonomy places the organism in Eukaryota, Metazoa, Arthropoda, Insecta, Diptera, Chironomidae. The record is from the annotation of a GenBank genome assembly.
AUGAGUGUUUUAAUCUUUGUAAAGAGUCUUGAGAAUUUAGAAAUUCAUGAAGAUUCUCCAAGUUUCCAAGUGUCUCAAGAGGGUCAUUUCCCGUUGAAUAAUUUUUACAAAAGCGAGAUAUGCAACUUUUGUCGGAUAUUUAUUGUAUAUGGUUCAACAAAACUCACCCUAGACAUGUCGUCAUCUUGCAAUGUCAUAAACAAAAUUGAUUAA